AUGGAUACGCAGAAAUCAGCCCCUGCGCACCGUGACCCCUCCGGCGACCCAAAUACCUCGAGUAAAUCUCCUCUGCGAAGUUCUCCGACCCAUCCCGGGCCAAGACUCCUAGGUAUAGAAUGGCUUCUACUCUCCACGAUGUUUGUAGCGGCUCUUUUCAUGCAUUACGGACCUCCAAAUAUCUGGCCAUUCUUGAACGAAAUCUCACCUCAUCAAGAUAUCCCGAGAGCAUAUGCGGUGUGCACCCCGUCGGAGGCAGGUAUCUAUACCGUCGACGAUGAAGAUAGCAAGGUAGAGUGUAUGCUUGUGAAUGGAGACAAGAUCGCCAUCACCGGAACGAGGGAUGAAAUGAAUGCAUAUUGGAGCGCAUCAUAUCCUGACCUCGGUCUCAAGAUCUUCGAGGCGAGCGCAGGGUCUGUCAUCGUACCAGGUCUUGCCGACUCGCACGCGCACUUCCUCGAAUGGGGCUUCAAACAGCAACUCCCUCUCGAAGGUGCCAGCUCCGUCAAUGAUAUACUUGAAAAGCUGAAAGCAUACGUCCUUUCACAUCUGGACGUUCGCCAUGAUCAUUCUCGCUGGAUUCUUGGCAUGGGUUGGGAUCAGACGAAGUGGCCCUCUGCCACCUUUCCUACCGCUGACGACUUCGACCGUGAACCUCUGCUUCGAGACCGACCUAUCGCACUCUCUCGCGUAGAUGCUCACGCCCUUUGGGUCUCUCAUAGCGUGCUCAAGCGCAUAAAGGACUCACUGCCUGACACCAUUGAUGGUGGCCUUAUCGUCCGCGAUGACCAACACAGACCAACAGGUGUAUUCGUCGACAACGCCAUGGAGUUCAUCCCCGUCCCCGAAUGGACGGACGAGCAAACGGCUGAAUACUUCGAUAUCGCGGUGAGAGAUGCGUUCAGCGUGGGUCUGACGAGCGUCCAUGAUGCGAUGUCUACGCCGCAUCACAUCGAGUUCUUCAAGCGGAUGGCGGACGAAGGAAAGUUGCCCAUCAGACUGUACCUCAUGGGCCACAUCUCCUCCGAAGAGUAUUGGGGCAAGAACCUUACUCGUCUCAUCGACUAUGGACUCGACGGUAGACUGAACCUCCGCAGCGUCAAGCUCUUCACCGAUGGUGCAUUGGGGUCGUGGGGUGCCGCACUUCUGGAACCCUACACUGACGAUCCAACUACGAGCGGACUCAUGCGUAUCUCGGAACCCAAGCUCAAGGCUUUAGUGGAGCACUUCUACGCAGAAGAUUGGCAAGUGAAUAUUCACUGCAUAGGUGACCGUGCCAACAAAGUCGCCAUAGACAUCUUCGAGGACGUCUUGACAUCGAGCGGAGGUCCAAGCGUAGACGAGUGGAGGCCGAGAAUCGAGCACGCACAGAUCAUGAGGUUGGAGGAUCUAGAGAGGGUUGGGCAUGUCGGGAUCAUAACAAGCGUGCAGCCCACCCAUGCGACAAGCGACAUGUGGUACGCGGAAACCAGACUGGGUCCCGAGCGCAUCAAAGGUGCAUACGCAUACCAGAGCCUCCUUCGAAACUCGCGCAAAGGAAUUCUCCCUCUAGGCUCCGACUUCCCCGUCGAAGGCAUCAACCCCCUUCUCGGAUUCUACGCCUCCGUUUCCCGUCUCUCCGUAUCCGGAGACUCGCCCAACGGCACAAACGGCUGGUACAUCUCUGAAUCCCUCACACGCACCCAAGCCCUCCGCGGCAUGACGCGCGACGCCGCCUACGCCUCUUUCGCCGAACACUCCCUCGGGAUGCUGAUUCCUGGGAUGAAAGCAGAUUUUGUGAUCCUAGAUAGGGAUAUCGUAGACGAGAAGAAGGUGGCGGUGGCGGAUAUAUUGGGUACGAAGGUGUUAGGGACGGUGGUGGAUGGGCGGAUCGUUUACGGGAGCUUGUGA
Stereum hirsutum FP-91666 SS1 is the source of this 1890-nucleotide messenger RNA. RefSeq lists its product as uncharacterized. The transcript is spliced from 15 exons. The record is from RefSeq and is a predicted model, not a curated record. The coding region runs from base 1 to 1890 and encodes 629 amino acids. Gene Ontology annotation, molecular function: hydrolase activity, acting on carbon-nitrogen (but not peptide) bonds. NCBI's taxonomy places the organism in Eukaryota, Fungi, Basidiomycota, Agaricomycetes, Russulales, Stereaceae.